CCAUCGUUAACCGUUAUAGCAACACACCAAUUCUUGCAACAAAGGUGAUACAAAGCAAUUUGGAAAGACAAAGGGAGAACAAUAUGAGAAGAAGAGGGUCUUUUGUUCACUUUCUUCUACUAAUGGGAAUUGUCACUAGCAAUAACAUAGUUCAUGGGCAACAAAUAGAGGCACAAAAUGCCACUAGAACUGCUAAUGGGAGAAAUGACUCACAUGUAUCAGCAUUGUAUGUAUUAGGAGAUUCCUCUGUUGAUUGUGGACAGAACACUUUGUUCUACCCUCUACUUCACAGUCGCUUCUCGUUGUUUCCAUGUAAUGGUUCGGAUGCCACCCUUCUUCCUCAACUUCUUGCUGAGGAGAUUGGAUUGAAAUCAAUCCAACCAUUUUAUGGUCAAAAUGGAUCACUGGAGCAGGUUCUUGGUGGUCUCAACUUUGGUUCAACACAAGCAACAAUCAUGAACCAGGGAAGCUACAGUCACCAGUCUCUUACCCAACAAUUACGCCAAGUUUCUGAGAGCAUGCAGCUGUUGCAACUGCAACUGAACAAGGACACUGCUCUCCAAUUUACCAAAUCUUCCAUCUUUUUCCUCUCAUUUGGCAAAGAAGAUUACAUUGAUCUGUUCCUAAACAGCUCCUCUAGCCCAAUGUUCAACCACAGUUCCCAAAAUUUUGCUACCAUCUUGGCCAAUCAAAUGGCAAAUGCUGUGAGGUAUCUUUAUAAUGCAAAUGCAAGGAAAAUCAUAUGUUUGGGAAUCAUGCCUUUGGGAUGCACACCAAGGAUAGUCUGGGAGUCCAAUGUCACAGCCAAUGGGAGUGGUUGUGUGGAACAUGUCAAUGAGUGGGUCUUGGAGUACAAUAGAUUGCUGGAUGAACAUGUAGCCAAGCUUAAUACUGAACUUCAUGAUGCUAAGAUAGUGUUUUGUGAUGUGUACAAUGGAAUGAUGGAGAUUAUCAACAAACCAGGACAAUAUGGUUUUGAAGAUGCAAAGAGAGCAUGUUGUGGGCUUGGUUUGAAUGGAGCAAUGGUAGGGUGUAUGUCCAUGGAUAUGGCUUGCAAUCAAUCUUCAACUCAUAUUUGGUGGGACCUUCUCAACCCUACACAAAAAGUGAACUCCAUCUUAGCCAAUGCAACUUGGUCCGGCCAACCAAUCCCUGGUCUUUGCCAUCCCUUCACCAUCCUUGAAUUGGUGAAUAUGAAAGUCUAAGAACUAUUUAGCACAAUGUUUGGAAAUCCUCUAUUACUCUCUUAGUAGCUUCUGAAUUUCAAAAGGCUUAAUUGCAACUUUGGUCCCUGACAUUUAUAAAAGCCACGAUUUUGGUCCCUCACCUAAUUUAAUUACAAAAAUCGUCCCUCACCUAACACUCUGUGAACAAAGUUGGUCCGACCGUCAAUUUUUUAACGGAAGAAGCUUAUGCGGUGUUUGAAAACUUAGGUGGAAGUGCCACUGGAGAGAGGGAGGCACAUGCCUCUACAUCUCAGAGGAAAAAACAAAAAAACUCAGAGGAAUAGCACACAACCUCAAUCCCAGCGUUCCAACAACUAGGCCUCCCAACAGCAAAGCUUCACUAUGAGAUAAAAAAAACAGCCGAGAGGAGAGGAAAAAUUGAUUCUGACGCCAGUGGCACUUCCACAUAAGCUUUCAGACGCCACGUAAGCUUCUUCCGUUAAAAAAUUGACGGUUGGACCAACGUUGUUCACGAAGUGUUAGGUGAGGGAUGAUUUUUGUAAUUAAAUUAGGUGAGGGACCAAAAUCGUGGCUUUUGUAAAUGUCAGGGACCAAAGUUGCAAUUAAGCCAUUUCAAAAUUGAUUCUAAGACACAAAAGUUGAUCCAAACAUGCUAUUAAGGUGUAACACUAGAUUUGAUGUUACAAAACUUGCAUAAAGACACUCCAAUUCUAUUGCCCAUAUUGUUUUACAAGAUCCAUAACCCCAUUCACUGCUAGGUUUGUUUUCACAGAAUCAUUUCUAUAUUAUUUCUAUAUUAUAAUACUAAAAGCAUUGUACUAAACUGGGUUUUAGUGCUAACAGUAAC
Lotus japonicus is the source of this 2034-nucleotide messenger RNA. Its product is annotated as GDSL esterase/lipase At1g71250-like. NCBI's taxonomy places the organism in Eukaryota, Viridiplantae, Streptophyta, Magnoliopsida, Fabales, Fabaceae. The coding region runs from base 84 to 1205 and encodes 373 amino acids. The transcript is spliced from 3 exons. Gene Ontology annotation, molecular function: hydrolase activity, acting on ester bonds. The record is from RefSeq and is a predicted model, not a curated record.